This is a messenger RNA of Habropoda laboriosa, 711 nucleotides long. RefSeq lists its product as uncharacterized. The annotation marks the transcript as partial. The record is from RefSeq and is a predicted model, not a curated record. Lineage: Eukaryota; Metazoa; Arthropoda; Insecta; Hymenoptera; Apidae. The transcript is spliced from 2 exons.
AUGCAUAAUGAAAAAACUGAUGAACAGCUUGGAAAAAGCUUAUCAGAUUUUGUCACCGAAGAACCGAUAGAGAAAUUUUGUUCAAUUACUCCUAGUAGUGGUCUGUCGAAGGAAACUUUCUUAAAAACAACAGAUUAUCUCGCAGUUACCGUAAACGAGGAUGAUUCAGACAUCAUUGCAUUUGACGAUGAUUAUACCUUACACAGACAGAAUUGUAACCAAUUAAAGAGACAAUUAACUUUUGAUUUAAAUAAGCAAGUACUGACAUCGUUGACACAAGCAUUUAAUUUGAAUUUCGAUAACAAAGAUGGUAUGAUUUCUUCGAAUCAAGUGAACAAUUCUGACAUCCUUCAAAAAGAUAGCGCCUACGAUACAUACCGAUUGAGGACGGAACACACACCAACAUCGGCUUGUAUUCUCCAAAACAAAGAUAUCGACAUCCUCACCGCAAAUAUGGCUCACAAAGAUUGGAUUCCCGACCAGGAUCGCCAGUUGUACUCAUGUUUUCCGCACCAAAAUAGCGGUAGAAGCACAGAUUCGUUACAAAUAGUGUGUAGCCACAGUGUAACACCAUGCACGCGAAACGGACAUUUGCAGAGAGAUAAAAGUUCGAUUGAAAAUCAAAAAUACGAGGGAAGUAACAGUAAGAAAAGGAAAUUAGAAUCUGUAUAUAAAUUGGCUGAUAUGGCUAGAAAGACUAAAACAAAUGAA